GUGCUCGGGUUUCAGCUGGUCCGGGUGGAGCCCAUGCGGGAGAAAGGAUUUAGACGAAUUCAGUCCUGCUGAAGGGUUUCUAACGCGGCUUAGCGAGCACAUUACCCGCUCAACAUGACUACGACGACCACUUUCCAAGGCAUGGAGCCUGGCGCCAAAAACAGCUCCAGGGUGUUGCGUCCCCCUGGCGGAGCCUCAAAUAUUUCCUUCGGCUCAGAAGAGGAGAAGCCUGUGCGCAAAAACAAGAUGGCCUCCAGUAUCUUUGCUGAACCUGAUGACCCUCACGCCCACCGGAGGAACAACCCACCAGGUGGAGAAGCGUCUGGGGUCCUGUGCGGUGAACCCUCGGCUCCUCUGAGGCGAUGCCAGCCAGCCAUCAUCUAUGAUAACGGCUCUCCUGUUGAUCAGCCCGCCAACAGCACGGAUCAGACUGAAAGCGAGCAGGAGAACAACGAGGAGGUCGUGGAGCAGAAGGAGGAAAGCGCACAGCCUGCUGCCCCGUCGGCUGCUGCCCUCCCCUCCGGCCGGAGGAACCCACCUGGUGGCAAAUCCAGUCUGAUCCUGGGCUGAGACCGCCUUCACUGAACUUUCUCUGCUCUUUCAGUCUUUUUCACCCAGGUUUUUUUUUUUUUUUUUUUUUUAAAGGAAUUCCCCCUCCUUCACUCUUCUCGUGAGCCAUGGAAAUUUUUUUCCUCAGCUGUCUUUUCAUUUUUUCUAUUGCAAAAAAAAAAAAAAAAAACAAGAGAGAGAGAGAGAAGCGAUCGUUGACAGAAGCACUUUAUGUGAGAGGUCCGUUUCAGCCGCUCCUGCAGGAAUAAUGGCAUGAGAGAUUCAGAUCGACUUUUAAUCUGCCCUGGUGUAAAUCAUUAAAGGAAAAAGGACAAAAAAAAAAAGAUUUGUUGCGCAAAAUUUCUAAGUACAAAUAAAGAUUGAUAUGAAUUUCA
Carassius carassius (crucian carp) is the source of this 944-nucleotide messenger RNA. Its product is annotated as jupiter microtubule associated homolog 1-like. Bases 115 to 570 code for a protein of 151 amino acids. The record is from RefSeq and is a predicted model, not a curated record. Gene Ontology annotation, cellular component: nucleus. The transcript has 5 exons. NCBI's taxonomy places the organism in Eukaryota, Metazoa, Chordata, Actinopteri, Cypriniformes, Cyprinidae.